This is a messenger RNA of Aspergillus glaucus CBS 516.65, 1995 nucleotides long. RefSeq names its product putative oxysterol binding protein (Orp8). The record is from RefSeq and is a predicted model, not a curated record. Gene Ontology annotation, biological process: endocytosis; exocytosis; maintenance of cell polarity. Gene Ontology annotation, cellular component: membrane; cytosol; intracellular membrane-bounded organelle. NCBI's taxonomy places the organism in Eukaryota, Fungi, Ascomycota, Eurotiomycetes, Eurotiales, Aspergillaceae. The transcript is spliced from 6 exons. The coding region runs from base 436 to 1722 and encodes 428 amino acids. Gene Ontology annotation, molecular function: sterol binding.
CGGUCAGGAAGACCUCUCUCUCUCUCUCUCUCUCUCUGUGUGUGUGUGUGUGUGUGUGUGUGUAUCUCUGUUUCUAUGGUAAAGGCAUCCCUGAAGUCGACCAAAAAGGGUAAAAGAGAAGACGUCCGUCGUCAUUGCGAGGGACACCGCCUGGACACCGUUUUUUCGCCAGGUCAAUUCAAUUCACCUCUGCGACUUUUGACUUCUACUAUUUCUCUUCUGUUUUCUUUUACGACUUCUUCUCCUUCUAAUAUUUGCCGUACUCUGAAAUUGAUUACGGGUUUGCCACAUAGUUUCUUGGUCUUCUCUUAUUCAUCAUCUUAUCAUCGAGAUUAUCGUCAUCAACCACCAACCAACCGCCCCUUCACCGUUUCUCUGUACUUUGACAUUUCAAAGGAGAGAAGAGAACAAUAAUAUAUAUUUCAGUAUUCCGCCAUGUCAUCAGCGUCUGCUGCUACCGCGCCUGAAAAGGCACCGGACGACUCGUCAAAGUUGAAGACCUUCCUCUCUAUCCUUCGGAAGUUCGUCGGUGUGGCAGACAUUGCAUCCGUCCGCUUCUCUUUACCUGCACAUCUUCUGGAACCAACACCAAACUUGGAAUAUUGGAACUAUCUCGAUAGACCGGAGACCUUUGCAAGCAUUGGCAAAUCGGAUGAUGAAUUGGGACGGAUGCUGGAGGUCUUGCGGUUCUGGUUCACCAAGGACCUGAAAUACAUCAAGGGCAAGCCGUGCAAACCUUAUAAUUCUACGCUGGGCGAGUUUUUCCGGUGCAAGUGGGAAGUCGAGGACAGCGCACCGGGAAUAUCCGUUCCCUCCGGUCCAAACAGCCAGAAUGGGAGCACUUCUGUUGAUGAUGGUGGUGGUGGAAAACCGGUCAAGGUAUGCUACCUGACCGAACAGACGUCUCACCAUCCGCCAGUGUCCGCCUUCUACAUCGAAUGCCCCGAUCGCGGUGUUUCGGCUCGGGGUUUCGAUCAAAUCAGUGCCAAGUUCACUGGCACAAGCGUCCGUGUUGUGCCGGGUGAAUAUAAUCGGGGAAUCUUCGUCAAUGUCGAAAAGAGGGGCAAUGAAGAGUACCAGAUGUCCCAUCCUGCUGCUCAUCUUGGAGGUAUUUUAAGAGGGGCACUGUCGAUUACUGUCUCAGAUACAUGCUAUGUCACAUGUCCUAGAACACGCAUUAAAACGAUCCUCCAGUACCAAGAGGACAGUUGGAUUGGCCGGGCCCAGUACAAGGUUGAAGGCUUGGUCUUCCGGUACAACCCAGACAACGAUACUGCGACAAAAAUAAAAGACGUGCCGGAAGGCGAUGUCUUGGCCCGAAUCAGCGGAUCGUGGCAUGGCCAAAUUCACUAUACUCUAGCCGGGACAACCGAUUCCCAACUGUUAAUCGACAUCGCUCCUCUUUUCCCAGCUGCUAAGACUAUCCCUCCUGAGGAGAUUCAGUUGUCUAAUGAGUCUCGCAAGUUCUGGUCGGGGGUCACAGAAGCCAUCCUGGACAAGCGGUACAGCCAAGCCACAAAGCUGAAGCAAGAUAUCGAGGAGCGACAGCGUCAGAAGGCGGCCGAACGAAAGCAAAACAACGAAACAUGGCAGCCGCGCUUCUUCACGAGUCCAACCACAAUUUCGGGCAAACCGGAGCUGACUGAAGAAGGUCGUCAAGCACUUCAGGGAGUAAGCAAUGGUGAAUAUAAACUGGAGGAAAGCGAAAAACUGGGCGCAUAGAUCUUCCCUUGUCCAAUUGUCUUAAUGAUUUUGUUUUGUUGAUAUGUCAGCGCAAUCAGUGAGAGAUCACGACUCUUCAGUUAUUUUCUUGGUUUGUUUGUGUACUUCUGAUGAGAAUAUUCUCGGUACCAAUUGAGAAAUCAAUUGUUAGUCCACAUUUUCUCGAGGCCGGCCUAUAUAAGGAAGACAAGACUGUACGAUAUCUCUAAUUAGUUAUGGUCAAGAUAAACCUGGCCAUGACCGAAUAUAUUCUGUAACCAAAACAAUAUUCAC